Sciurus carolinensis (gray squirrel) is the source of this 1466-nucleotide messenger RNA. It is a transcript of the gene Slc10a1, whose product is annotated as solute carrier family 10 member 1. Gene Ontology annotation, biological process: bile acid and bile salt transport. The record is from RefSeq and is a predicted model, not a curated record. Gene Ontology annotation, cellular component: membrane. Gene Ontology annotation, molecular function: bile acid:sodium symporter activity. The transcript has 5 exons. Lineage: Eukaryota; Metazoa; Chordata; Mammalia; Rodentia; Sciuridae. The coding region runs from base 162 to 1211 and encodes 349 amino acids.
GCUCCACGAGUUGCAUCAUCUUCCUAUUUGCCCAGAGCUACAUUUUGCCCAGAAACUCUGUCCCAAGAGGUGAUUAAAGAAGGCAUCCGGCAAGGACUGGAAGGGAGGCAGAAAGGGAGGCAUUGGGGAGCGAGGGUGGUCUUCUGCUGCCUCCCAGGAGGAUGGAGGUGCACAACGUGUCUGUUCCCUUCAACUUCUCCCUGCCGCCCAACUUCGGCAAGCGCCCCACGGACCGGGCGCUGAGCAUCCUCCUGGUGAUCAUGCUGCUCCUCAUCAUGCUCUCUUUGGGCUGCACCAUGGAGUUCAGCAAGAUCAAGGCUCACUUGUGGAAGCCUAAGGGGCUGGUCAUCGCCAUGGUGGCCCAGUAUGGCAUCAUGCCCCUCACUGCUUUUUUGCUGGGGAAGGUCUUCCGGUUGAACAACAUUGAGGCACUUGCCAUCCUGAUUUGUGGCUGCUCACCUGGAGGGAACCUGUCCAACAUCUUCAGUCUGGCUGUGAAGGGGGACAUGAACCUCAGCAUUGUGAUGACCACCUGCUCCACAUUCUUUGCCCUGGGUCUGAUGCCUCUCCUCUUGUACAUCUACUCCAAAGGGAUCUAUGAUGGCAGCCUGCAGGAUAAGGUGCCCUAUAUAGGCAUCAUUAUAUCAUUGGUCAUGGUUCUCAUCCCUUGCACCAUAGGAAUCAUCCUCAAAUCCAAACGGCCAAAAUACGUACCCCAUAUCAUGAAGGGAGGAGCGAUCAUCACUCUAUUAAUUGCUGUGGCUGUCACAGCCCUCUCCAUCAUCAACACAGGCAAGAGCAUCAUGUAUGCCAUGACUCCACACCUGCUGACCGUCUCCUCCCUGAUGCCUUUUAUUGGCUUCCUGCUAGGCUACAUUCUUUCUGCUCUCUUCUGUCUCAAAGCACGAUGCAGGCGUACCAUCAGCAUGGAGACAGGAUUCCAAAACAUUCAACUCUGUUCUACCAUCCUCAAGGUGACCUUUCCCCCUCAAGUCAUUGGACCACUUUUCUUCUUUCCUCUCCUCUACAUGAUUUUCCAGCUUGGUGAAGGGCUUCUCUUCAUUAUCAUCUUUCGGUGCUAUGAAAAAAUCAAGCCUCCCAAGGACAAAACAAAAAUGAUCUACACAGCUGCUGCAACUCAAGAAGCAAUUCCAGGAGCUCUGGGAAAUAGCGCCCACAAAGAGGAAGAGUGCUCCCCUCGCACUGCCUAGCCCUUCCCACAGUAGCCCGGAUUCUGGGCAGAUGGCAACUCAGAAAGCCAGUGUGAUCAACUACAGAGCAACAAAAAUGAAAUACCAGGUUUGUCUUUCUCUAGCACUUCCCAAGCAACCUCAUUUCUUGCAAAGAAGAUUCACUUCAGCAAAAUCAGGGUUUGGACUGGAGGACAAAGGGACAUCUACCCAAGAAGCCCCAUCUAUCCCUUGCUUGUACUUGUUUUUAAAAAAAAUAAAUAAAUAAAAGACUUA